Messenger RNA from Rosa rugosa (rugosa rose), 2064 nucleotides. RefSeq names its product ketol-acid reductoisomerase, chloroplastic. Gene Ontology annotation, cellular component: chloroplast; mitochondrion. The record is from RefSeq and is a predicted model, not a curated record. Gene Ontology annotation, biological process: L-valine biosynthetic process. Gene Ontology annotation, molecular function: ketol-acid reductoisomerase activity. The transcript has 10 exons. NCBI's taxonomy places the organism in Eukaryota, Viridiplantae, Streptophyta, Magnoliopsida, Rosales, Rosaceae. The coding region runs from base 60 to 1823 and encodes 587 amino acids.
AGCACCUACCCUCUGUUGCUCGCCGCCUCUCACUCUCUCUCUCUCUCCAGCUCACACUAAUGUCGGCUGCAACUUCAUCCUUCUCUCCAGGCCUCACCGCUGCUCCACCUUCAUCCUCCAAAGCCCACGCGGCGGCUCCCUCCACUCUCGCCUUCUCCUCCGCCGUCUCCAAGUCCCUCAACCCUCUCAGGCUCAGAGCCGCCUCUCGCGCUGCUGCUGUUGGCCGCGGAUCCGCUCUCGGAGCUCGUAUGGUCUCAAUGCCGACGAUUAAGCCCCCGCUCUCUCUUGAUUUCGACACCUCUGUUUUCAACAAGGAGAAGGUCAACCUCGCUGGUCACGAUGAGUAUAUUGUAAAGGGAGGAAGGGACUUGUUCCAUCUGCUGCCUGAUGCCUUCAAGGGCAUCAAGCAGAUCGGUGUUAUCGGUUGGGGUUCCCAGGGACCUGCUCAAGCUCAGAACUUGAGAGAUUCUCUAGCUGAAGCAAAGUCGAAUAUUGUGGUCAAGAUUGGGCUCAGGAAGGGAUCCCGUUCAUUUAAUGAGGCUCGCGCAGCUGGUUUCACUGAGGAGAAUGGGACUUUAGGUGAUAUAUGGGAAACAAUCUCAGAGAGUGAUCUUGUGUUGCUACUAAUCUCUGAUUCUGCACAGGCAGAUAAUUAUGAUAAAAUAUUUUCGCACAUGAAACCAAAUAGCAUACUUGGUCUUUCCCACGGUUUCCUUCUAGGGCAUUUGCAGUCGGAGGGACUUGACUUUCCCAAGAACAUCAGUGUAAUUGCUGUAUGCCCAAAGGGAAUGGGUCCGUCAGUAAGGAGACUUUAUGUCCAAGGCAAAGAAAUAAAUGGUGCGGGAAUUAAUUCAAGUUUUGCAGUCCACCAGGAUGUUGAUGGGAGAGCCACAGAUGUGGCUCUGGGCUGGUCGGUUGCCCUUGGUUCUCCUUUCACAUUUGUCACUACGCUCGAGCAGGAAUACAAAAGUGACAUCUUUGGCGAGCGAGGCAUAUUACUUGGUGCUGUUCAUGGAAUAGUGGAGUCCCUGUUCAGAAGAUACACUGACAGCGGAAUGAGUGAAGAUUCUGCUUAUAAAAAUACUGUUGAAUGUGUUACUGGAAUUGUGUCAAGAACCAUAUCAACUAAGGGCAUGCUGGAAAUAUACCGCUCUUUGUCUGAAGCUGACAAGAAGGAGUUCGAGACUGCAUAUAGUGCCUCCUAUUAUCCUUGCAUGGACAUCCUCUAUGAAUGCUAUGAGGAUGUAGCAAGCGGCAGUGAGAUCCGCAGCGUUGUUUUGGCUGGGCGGCGAUUUUAUGAGAAAGAUGGUCUUCCUGCCUUCCCUAUGGGGAAGAUUGAUCAGACGCGCAUGUGGAAAGUUGGUGAGCGUGUCCGAUCGACACGUCCAGCUGGUGAUCUAGGCCCUCUACACCCUUUCACAGCUGGUGUUUUUGUGGCCCUGAUGAUGGCACAGAUUGAAGUGUUAAGGAAGAAAGGGCACUCCUACUCAGAGAUAAUCAACGAAAGUGUAAUCGAGUCGGUGGAUUCUUUGAAUCCUUUUAUGCAUGCUAGGGGAGUUUCUUUCAUGGUUGAUAAUUGCUCAACAACAGCGCGGUUGGGAUCAAGGAAAUGGGCUCCAAGAUUUGAUUAUAUUCUAACUCAGCAAGCCUUGGUUGCCGUGGACAACGGUACACCCAUCAAUCAGGACCUCAUUAGCAACUUCAUGUCAGAUCCAGUGCAUGGAGCCAUUGAAGUAUGUGCUCAACUGAGACCCACAGUUGAUAUUUCAGUGCCUGCUGAUGCAGACUUUGUGCGACCAGAGUUGCGCCAAUCUAGCAAUUAGAGCUUGAAGAACCUACUACGUUAGCUGGCCUACAAAAUCGUUUUCCGGGAAGUAAUGUUUGAGUGCUGUAGCUUUGCCCAGUUUGUCUUGUGUUACAUCAUCUAUCCUAUGUACUUUUAUUGCAAUGCACGUUAUGUUUCUUAUGAACAAAUGAGGUAUGAUGCUGAAUGUUGUAUUAAUAAUUUCUGUGGUAGUAAUAAUUAGUUAAAUAAAGUUGGCCCUUUUUAUGGUGUUCCUGGUA